AAAACAGCGUCAGCUGAUUGCGAGACGGCAGACGAGGAAUAAUGUUGAGAUUUGAACAUUCAAAUUGUAUUCAGGUUCGCCGCGUCAGUCGAGUCGUGGCGCUCGCUCACUUGCCCGCGGAGUCGGCAUGCGGCUAACGUGAAUAAAAUUUUCUUUCGGUUACUAAUCGGUGGUGAAAGUCUGAGCAGAUGUCGCGUGAACAAUCGUCAAGAAAUGUCCACUGCCCGUUUGUACUUUGAAUAAAUUAAUUGGAGAAUUUCUAAAGCGUGCCAUGGUGUUAGCUGGUGAUUUUUAAAUCGAAUAUAUACGUACAAAUGUGAAUAUCUAGUGAGAACAGUGGUUAAUUAAUUUUGUUUCUGUAAAUAAUAUAAUUUUAUAAACUCAAGUGAAUAUGGCCUUAACUAUGGAACAGAAAAAUAAUCUUGAUUUUAUACUCAAGAACUUACUGGCUGGAGGUGUGGCGGGUAUGUGCGCAAAAACGACAGUGGCGCCACUGGAUCGUAUGAAGAUCCUCCUCCAAGCGCAGUCGUCCCACUACAAGAACCACGGGGUUUUGGGCGGAUUAACUGCUAUUGUGAAGAAGGAGUCCCUCAUAGCCCUCUACAAAGGGAAUGGAGCCCAAAUGGUCAGGAUAUUCCCGUACGCAGCCACGCAGUUUACCAGCUUCGAGAUUUAUAAAAAGUACCUAAGCGGCGUCCACAUACCGGUGGUGCAACAUGGCGACAAGUUCGUGGCGGGGGCGGGCGCGGGCGUGACGGCUGUCACCCUGACAUACCCGCUGGACACCAUCCGGGCGCGGCUCGCGUUCCAAAUCACGGGCGAGCACAAGUAUAAUGGAAUCGCACAUGCGGCCACCACCAUGUUCCGAACGGAGGGCGGUAUCCGCGCCCUGUACCGCGGGUUCGUGCCCACCAUGAUGGGCAUGGUGCCGUACGCCGGCUUCAGCUUCUACUGCUUCGAGUCGCUCAAGUUCUUCUGCAUGAAGUACCUGCCCACCACGCUCUGCAGAAAGUGCGAGAGGAAUACCGGAGGUCUAGUGCUGACAGUGCCGGGCAAGUUGGUGUGCGGCGGGCUGGCGGGCGCGGUGGCGCAGUCCGUGUCGUACCCGCUCGACGUCACGCGCCGCCGCAUGCAGCUCGCCUGCAUGGACGCGCACACCGCCAAGUUUGGCAUCGGCAUGGUGAAGACUUUAACCCUCAUAUACCGUGAGAACGGCAUAGUGAAGGGUCUGUACCGCGGCAUGAGCAUCAACUACAUCCGAGCGAUACCAAUGGUCGCUACCUCCUUCUCCACCUACGAACUCAUGAAACAACUGCUGCAACUCGACACAGGAAUGAUGGUAUCGUAACUUUACGUAAACAGAUGAUUAUAUAUUUUCUUUGUAUAUGUUUAGUCUGGAUAUGUUGAACACGUAUUUUUGUUUAGUAGAGGGUAGAAUAUUAGCUGCGGUUGAUGACUAUGGCCAUAUAUGGCAGUAACGUACGAUUAUUCGACGUAUAAAAUGUACGUAAAAGUAUUUUAAAAUUGACGUAGGACGCCGCUCCUGAAUAAUAAUUCGUUAUAUUCUAAAUAAAAAAUACGUGCUCAAUAUUUUUUUCUAACUCGCAGACUAAACAGCUAAUGUUUCCUUUUCGAAAUAUUCAAAUUGGAGGCAUAGUAAUUAUUAUUUUUAUAUAAGUAGUAAUCAAAAUUGUUUAACGCAAAUUACGUUAAUUUUCUGAAUAAGUACUCGACUUCGAACUUGUUGUAUUUUUAGAUUUAAUUCUAUCGCUGUUGUUGACAAUUGUUGUACUCUAUUUAGAGCUCAUUUUUAUUGUUGUACUGUCAUUUUUGGCGUUGCAGAAUAUUAUUUCAAUAAUUAUAUUUAUUUUUAUUAGGACAAAGUACAUAAUAACACCGCUUUCGUGUUAUUCUUGAGUGGUAAGAAAAAAUAACUACUUAUUUACUUUUUAAAAUUGUGAUCUGUCAAGGGUGGUAUGCCAUAAGUUAGAAAAUGCUACACAACCAUACAAAUAUAUUUUAUUCUCUUCAACAGGGUUGAUAUUUUUAAAUGAAGAGUAACAAGAGAAUUAGUUGUGGCUUUUAAAAUACAAGCAUUAAGAAAUCAUGUCUCCUAGCAAAGAUGGAAUGAUUUUUUGUAAGUGAAGACCAAAUCAAGGAUAUAUUUUCUAUAACAAAGUCCAUUGUUAAAAUAUUAUAUGAAUGUAAACUGUAAAUUCAAGAGUUCACCCAAACUUUGUAUCUAGUAGCGUAGAAUUACAAAUCGCGCCAACAGAUGGCGUCAACCCAUUUGACAGAUCCCAUUUUUUUUAAUGGCAACAAUAUGCACAAAUUCACAAUUUUCAUGCAAAAUAUUUAUAAUGAAAUGUAAAGUGAAUUUGCGCACACGAUUUUCUUCUCUGUACUUAUAUAAACAUCAGUAUUUGAAAGUUGUAAUGCUCACUAUUUGUAUUUUUAAAAUACCAAUGUGUAGGUUAAUAGUGUAGUGUACUCAUUGUCAUUUCCAAGUUAAUGUUUAGUAAUUAGAUCUAGAUAUAAUUAUUUCCAAUUUCCGCUAUGCUUUAUGCUAUGGUUACAGAAAUUUUGAUUUAUAAAUGGUAGUCUGAGAGGCUGGAUUUUUUAGCUAAGGGUCAUAGACUAUUGUGCUGCCACCUGUGGCCCCAAAAAUGUGCUUUAGCAAUUUUCUGAUAUACUGCAAGAAUAGGUCCGAAUAGCGGGUAUGCAGCUAAAUUAACAACAAGACUAGGAUAUUUAUGGGAUGCUGUUGACUUUUCAGGUCGUUAAGUUAUUACUUAUUGUGAGUAGGCAUUGCAUUGUAACGUCCUUUAUGUGGUUGUAUUUCCACUUUCCUUUUGGAUUUAAUCCAGUUUCCGAUCAAUUAAUACGCAACGAGUUAGGUCUCGUCAAUUAACGUUUAUAUGACAAUACGUAGGUUUAUUGAGUGACCCUGAAUAAACUGGGUAAGGGCAAAAGAAAUAGGUUUAAAUAGACAAAUAAGAUAUAAAUUCCGUGCCUUUGGCUGCUCUCGACAAAAUAUUUUCAAUCCAUUACACGGGUGUAAUCCGACCAAAAACUUUCUGCAAUCGGAUUUGUAUAAAAGAGAAGAAUAGACAUACCAUAUUUUUAUGAUGCAAAUAUUCCUACUCCAUUGAAUUGGUCAAAAUUACCCGGAAGACGGCGAUAAAUGUAACCAACCCAAUAUUUCUGAUUGCUAAUUAGCAUGGUUGUGAAAAUAAGAUUUGAUGCCCCUUCAAACGAUGAAAUGUGGUAAGCCAGACUAUUUUUAUAGUAAUACUUAUAUGACAGCUAAAUAGCUUUAAAACGUUGUUGUAUCAGGAACAGGGUGACAAGGCUAGUAUGUAAGACGAUUCAUUCCACAACUUGUGAUGUCUUCUAUGUAUAACUUAUGUUACUCCCUCUAGGUCCUAUCGCACAUUUACUGUGAAACAGUUAGACAAUUACCUCUGUUUUAUUCCAAUUUUUGUUUAGCUUAAAGCUUCAGAGAUUCGUUUGUAUUGUCUAGUAUAUUAUUAUUAUGUAGAAUGUCUUGGUACACACAGCAAUGUUGUCGCACCAAAGAUGCAAUUAAAACUCAAGGCAGUAGAAAUAUAAUUAAUAUAAUAGGUACAUGUAAGAAACACUGGACAGAAGGAUAAUAAUAUAAAAUGUAUAUAUCGCUCUACAAUUGUAUAAAGUACAUAAAUAAAAUAAUAAAACAAUGUGUAUCUACUACAUUAUAAUAAAUUAUUUUCAUGUAA
Spodoptera frugiperda (fall armyworm) is the source of this 3758-nucleotide messenger RNA. RefSeq names its product solute carrier family 25 member 16. NCBI's taxonomy places the organism in Eukaryota, Metazoa, Arthropoda, Insecta, Lepidoptera, Noctuidae. Bases 392 to 1348 code for a protein of 318 amino acids. The transcript is spliced from 6 exons. Gene Ontology annotation, cellular component: mitochondrial inner membrane. Gene Ontology annotation, biological process: transmembrane transport. The record is from RefSeq and is a predicted model, not a curated record.